Molecule: messenger RNA, 1474 nt
Organism: Bursaphelenchus okinawaensis
Lineage: Eukaryota; Metazoa; Nematoda; Chromadorea; Rhabditida; Aphelenchoididae
Source: the annotation of a GenBank genome assembly
AUGACGGUAUGUCUGGACACAAAACAUCGCUACCGUUCUUAGGAGACAGAAUACCGAAGGCAUUGAGUAAUUGUAACAAAAUUGUACCAUUUCAACUAAACGCCUGCAUUGUUGCAAGACAUAGUAAGUGUUUUGUUUGGUGAUUUACAAUUACUUUCAUUUUUUAGGGCAUCUAAGCGCCACAAGUCAAUCAUUACGCGGAUAUGUCAUUGGAUUCUUUCAUCCCGCUUCCGCUUGCAGUAGCUCUGUUUAUUCUAAUAUUUUGUCCGUCUUAUCAGAACUCGAUGUACUUCCGCCAGUUAUUGUUAUCAACACAGACAACGCUCGUAGCAACAAGUCUAAAUCAACAAUACAUUUUGCUCGGCUUUGCUGAAAUUCUGUCCGAAAAUAUCCAAGAUCAUAUUCUCGUUUCAUGAAGCAGGCCACACUCAUAAUAAUGUAAGUCUACAUUUUAACUUUAAGUUUGUAUUUUUGUUUGGUUUUUAUUAUAACAACUAUUUUAUUAUAACUUAACCAUUGUUAUUUAGGUAGACGCUUUCUUUGGCUGUCUAGCGGAAAAGAUGAUUGGCCACCUCUUAGAAACCCCAGAAAUGACUGAAUUUGUCCGCAACGUUCGAGGAGUCAAAAGUAUUUAUGAUUCUUAUUGUUUAUGGGAUUUGUACAUUGCUCCGGAAACCGCAUUACUUGAUGGAGUUUAUAACUAUCACUAUUUUGAGAUCUACCGAGCUGAAGAUGGAAUCCGCGCUAAAUUCAAGCAAUUUAUUCGGUGCAAUGACUACUUGAAUUUGAACAAAAUAAGACCAUUGUAUCCUGAAGACGCCGACCAAUUUAGCCGCUUAAUCUUAAAGGUAAGUCAUCAUAAUAAGAUACAAUUGUAAAAUUUUAGAAAGACGAGGAAAUUGGAGAAGUUGGCUGUGAAACAUACGUCAUGAAUAAGCAACAGCUCCGCCUCCAAAAGUUCAAAAAGGAUAUCAUAAAUUAUUUGUCUGAAGACACCUUCAAGUCACUGCUAGAUCACUUGGAAGCCGUUACCAAUAUGCCAGUUGAAAGUUUUUCCGAAACUUGUCGCAAAAUUAAUGAAAAAGUUGUUACUUUACCCGCCCCCAUUGUUAAAGCAUCCGACGAAUGCAACGUCACGAUUGAGAAGUUCAGGAAGUUGACAACCGCAAACAACGCAGAAUCCGCAGAAGUAGAGGAACAACAGCUAGGCAAUGAAGUAAAAGUUUUUUUCUCUUAAUAAUUUAUGUUUUUUACCUCAUUAUCUAAUUAGUAAUAACUAAUUUUUUAGGAAAACCUCAUGCCUCCGCCAGCUGACGAACAAGAACUCGAACAAUUACUAGAUGAAGCACCAACGUUGCAAACUGUUCGCCGCACUACUACACUGUCCGCCGUUCCCGCUACAUCGCAAGCUACUUCAGUAUCUUCCCGUGGUCGCCGAAUUGUUAAGCGCACGCGAUUUUCACCUUCGAGAUAA